AUGGCAUCCGCGUCACGGCCACUGGGUCGCUCAGAGCAUCAAGUGUUUCAAAUUCCCGAGCUCUUAGACCUGAUACUGCAUUUCUCGGGGCCACAGGCACAAGUCCGAGCACUGCAGAUCUCAGCUGCCUGGCGAACCUCCGCAAUAUCUGUUAUUACAAAUCGCCGCAUCCAGGAAGCGUUCCUUUCGCCAUCGACUGCUCCAGUUAUUGAGUACGGACAACUGAUCGAUGAUGCUGCUUACGUCCUGCCGAGGCCAUGCACGCGGCAGAUCGAGCAAUUCGGGCUUCAUGUCAAUCGUAUGAUCAGUUGGCGGAACAAGUCGUAUUACCCGAACUACAUCUAUUUCCCAGCAUGUAUGGCGCAGCUGAGUGAUCUACCGAGCUCAACUGCGAGCUCUCUGAACGAACUGGAUAUUGGCCAGCGCAGCAUUGACUAUCACGAUAACACAUUCUCAGUAUCUCGUGAUACGGAACUCUUUUGGCUGGACUUCACACAGCUCCAGAUCAAUCCUUACUUCGACCUCUUGUUCUCGGAGAAGGGCCGUUUACUGCAACGCCUUGGUAGAUGGGAGAUUAGUCUACGUCCUGAUGCGACACCUGGCCAUCUUGUUGUAGAUGCGCUUGAAGACUGCGCACCGAAGUUGCUCGGAAAGUGGGCUGAGAACGCCGAACAGCUCCGCAAUCGCGUUACGGAAAACGGCCAUUGGAUUGACGACGUUUGGCGGAUGCCCGGCACACCCAGAUUUCGCCUUCAUCUGGAUAAUUACGAUAUGCCGGACGAAAUGCUCCGCAUCAAAGAUACCACUACACCAACAGGGGGAAGGGAUCCAGAGUCCGUUGCUUCCACGUUCUUAGGGCUCCAAUUCCACAUCACCCGCACCGCCUAUAUGUCCGCGGAGCCACCCAGAGCAACGACAGAGGGCGAAUGGCUCCCUGAAGAGCUUUUCGAGCCUAUGAAGACUGAGACUGGACGAUCGAAUGUUGAUUGGGAGGUGUGA
Alternaria arbusti is the source of this 999-nucleotide messenger RNA. RefSeq lists its product as uncharacterized. Lineage: Eukaryota; Fungi; Ascomycota; Dothideomycetes; Pleosporales; Pleosporaceae. The transcript has 2 exons. The record is from RefSeq and is a predicted model, not a curated record. The coding region runs from base 1 to 999 and encodes 332 amino acids.